AUUCGCUUCACGAAAGAGCCAUCUUUUGGUCGCUUGGUUAUAAACACACAUUUGGUAAUUGAUCGGCAAAAAUACUUCAACGAUAAGGCAUACAUAUUCUCAUUUUAUCUUGGGAUUACGGAUUUCAAAAUAGUGAAGAACUCAUCUUGCCAGAAUUUCGAUAUAGAGAUGAUGAUUUAUAGCAAAGUCUGCUUGUACAACCUCAGAGGAGUGUGAUCCAUCACAUUUAUUAACUGUAAAAUAGAAUCAAACAGGAUUUGGAGAAUGGGCAAAUAUCGAUGGAAGCUUCCGAUUCUGUGUAUCAUACUAUUUGUCUGUGUAAGGUAUUUUGUGUACCGACAAGCCGACCUAAACACAGCUGUUCCAACCUCUCCUCAUGGAGGAAAAGCGGAAAUCGUAACGACUGUUAAUUAUUUCGCUCAAAUUUCAGACAAUUCAAAAAUAAUGCAUAACGGAACAUUGAUUCGUGAAUUAAACGGACAGCAACCCAAACUAAAUACAGUCGUUCCAGUUUUGCCGCAAGGAGGAAAGGUGGACAUCGUAUCGAAUAGCAAUUCUUCCGUUCACAGCUCUGACACGUCAAAAAUGAGGCAUAACGGAACAUUGAGUAUUGCAAUUAUAGGUCGCCUCGGAAAUCAGAUGUUUCAAUAUGCUUCAAUCCUUGGCCUAGCCGACAUGAUGAACUUCACACAGAUUGCCAUCGAUGGAGGUCAGGAUCUGUUGUCCUCAUUUCAACUCUCUGACAAAAGAGUAAAUUUUACUCGAAUAUCAACCAAGUGGAGAACUAUAAAUGAACUUCUAUGUUGUGCUUUUGACAAACGACUUACCCAGUUCAAUAACACAGAGGAUGUCCACGUAAACGGAUACUUAGUAUCAACGAAGUAUUUUCACAAUAUUAAGAAACACAUUAAAAACGAAUUCAAAUUUGUGCCCCGAAUCUUGACAGAGGCAAAGAUAAUUAAAAAUGACAUUGCGAAACAGUUUAAUGUCACAGGAAUAAAUUACACAUACAUCGGUGUACAUGUCCGAAGAGGUGAUUUCCUUGAGAAAAGGAACAUCGAGGCCGGUCAUUUCACUGUAACAAAAGAAUUUAUUACUCGUGCAUUACAAAUGUGUACUAAAAUGUUUGGAAACGAUACCAUUUUCGUCUUUAGUUCGAAUGGUAUGGAUUGGGUUAAAUACAAUUUUAAUAACGACACAAACUUGAAGAUGGCUUUCCUAGAGGGCAAUCCUGCCGCCGUGGAUAUGGCUGUUUUGAGUUUGUGUGACCAUAGUAUUGUCUCCACCGGGUCUUAUGGUUGGUGGGCAGCCUGGCUGGCGGGAGGGACGACUAUCAUUUCUAAGCAGCAGGCCAUAAAUGAAUCGUUUCUUGAUAAGCAAUUCGUCUAUUCGGAGUAUUUUCCUCCGAAAUGGGUAAUUUUAGAUUGAAACUGAUGAGUAUGCGUGUGCUUGGUUAUAUAUGAAGACGCCAUGUUAUAUCCAAAAAUAGUUUGAAAAAUAACGGUAAUAUUGACCAAACAGGCGGAAUAGUGAUUAGUUGUUCUUUAUCAAUUUCCGGAUUCAUUUAAAAAUAAUUAUUAAAUAGUUAUGUAAGCAACGUUAUUAAAAAUAUCACCUUCUUUACGACAAACAUGAACAUAUAAGAUAUAACUGUAGACGAAUAAUAUCUCGCAUUUGUUCAAUAUAUGUUAAUGGUCGAAUAUCGCAAACCGUACCGUAAUUAGUACUGGUUGUUUUUGCUGUAUGAGGAAAACAGGUAAAUACACUAGAAUUAUUUCUGAAACAGACAACAAGCGUUGAAAUGAUCAAUAUUUAUUACAUUUUUGUCGUGACUAUUCAACACGUGGACAAAGACGAAUUCAGUUUCGUUUUAAUUGGGCGUACCAACAGAUAGUAGUUUCCACUAGCCCAACCGAUCCUUAUGUCUUUUCGUAUUACAAAAUUGGUUUAUAUAAUGCUUUAUUCAUUCUACCAUAUAUGCUAAAUUAACUUUUACAUUGAACACUUCACUUUGCAUAUUUAUUUGGAAAUGAAUUGCCAUGUAUUUGUUUAUGCUCGAUUUUAAGCUGUGUAAAUGUAUUUAUGAUAA
Molecule: messenger RNA, 2089 nt
Organism: Dreissena polymorpha
Lineage: Eukaryota; Metazoa; Mollusca; Bivalvia; Myida; Dreissenidae
Product: galactoside alpha-(1,2)-fucosyltransferase 2-like
Exons: 3
Coding region: 265-1428 (387 amino acids)
Biological process (GO): carbohydrate metabolic process
Cellular component (GO): membrane
Molecular function (GO): galactoside 2-alpha-L-fucosyltransferase activity
Source: RefSeq, a predicted model, not a curated record